CAGAGUUUUAGGGAUUUGUCUAAGGAGCAGACUCAAAGCUGGAGCCCCCGCUCCUCCGCGCUUGCCGCCACCGCGGUAGCUGGGGCUCGGGGAGAGGACGAGCUGCCGCGGAGCCCGGAGAGUCCGUCUCGGUCGCUGUUUUUGCCUGAGGACCCUUCCUUCCUCGGUCGCACCCUGACUCCCUUGGUGUCGACGGGGAGUCCCUGAGGACACCUCAGCACGCAGUGGAGAUGCCUCUCUUUGCUACCAAUCCCUUCGAUCAGGAUGUCGAGAAAGCAACUGGUGAGAUGAAUACUGCUGAGGACUGGGGCCUUAUUUUGGAUAGCUGUGAUAAAGCCGGCCAACCUCAGUGGACACCAUGCAGACCUAAAGGUUGUCUACGGUCUAUUAUGAGGAGGGUGAACCAUAAAGAUCCUCAUGUUGCUGUGCAGGCUCUGACUUUUCUAGGAGUACGUGUACCAAAUUGUGGCAACAUGUUUCACUUAGAAGUACGUUCAAGAGAUUUUGCUAGUGAAGUAAGCAAUGGAUUAAACAAGUGUCACCUUGAAGUGUGGGAAAAAUUAAAGGCUCUUAUGGUUGAAUGGAUGGAUGAAUUUAAGAAUCAUCCAUAGCUUAGUCGACUCUCAGCAAUGGUUAAUAACCUUAAGGAACAAGGUGUUACGUUUCCAGCUAUUGGCUGUCAGGCUGCGGAACAAGCAAAAGCAAGCCCAGCUCUUGUAGCCAAAGAUCCUGGUACUGUGGCUAACAAAAAAGAAGAUCUAGCGAAAGCCAUUGAGUUGUCACUGAAGGAACAAAGGCAGCAGUCAACCACCCUUUCCAGUUUGUAUCCAAGCACAUCUAAUCUCUUAACUAACCACCAACACGAAGGCCGAAAAGUUCGUGCUCUAUACGACUUGGAAGCUGCUGAAGAUGAUGAACUUACUUUUAGAGUAGGAGAAAUUCGAAGCCCUGUUACAGUUCUUGAUGACAGUGACCCCAACUGGUGGAAAGGUGAAACCCAUCAAGGCCUGGGGUUAUUCCCCUCUAAUUUUGUGACUGCCGAUCUCCCUGCUGAACCAGAAAUGAUUAAAACGGAGAAGAUGGUACAAUUUAGUGAUGAUGUUCAGGUAGAAACGAUAGAACCAGAGCCAGAACAAGCCUACAUGGAUGAAGAUAAAAUGGACCAAUUGCUGCAGAUGUUGCAAAGUACGGAUCCCUUUGAUGAUCUGCCAGAGUUCCUUCAUCUUGAAGCCAUGUGUCACCAGAUGGGACCUCUCAUUGAUGAGAAGCUGGAAGAUAUUGAUAGAGAACAUUCAGAACUCUCAGAACUCAAUGUUAAAGUGAUGGAGGCCCUGUCCUUGUGCACCAAGUUAAGGAAUGAAGAUCCAAUGUAUUCCAUGGAUGCAAAAUUACAGAAUCAGCAGUAUUAUAUUCAGUCACCUGGUGUUUCUGGUCCUCAGGUGUACCCAGGCCCUCCUCAGCGUGGAGCUUACCCGGUCACAGGGAACGCACAGAUGGGCCAGCUCCAGAGCUACAGCCUUCCCCUGCAGCUGUCUUCUCUCAGCCAAGGAACAAUGCCACUGCCCGCGAGCCCAGCCCUUCCUAGUCAGCAGGCCCAGGCUUCCUACCUCAACACAACGGGCAGUUCUGUUCAAGGGAGCACGUAGCCCAGCCAGGCUUCAGUGGACAGUCCUCCUCCUGCUGCCGCUGCCGCCCCCGUCAUCAUGAUAUGCCAGAACGUGGGGACCAGCCUGUCCCAGGUGCCGAACUAUACUUUCUCAUCAGCGCUGCCCCAGCCCAGAGGCAGCUAUCAGCCACCUCCGCCCCAGCAGCCGUACUCGCAGAAGGCCCUGCUAUAGGACUGGGAUUCCUCUUUAUGGCAAGUAUCUGCUAAACGCUGAUGACAAUGUUAUGAGAUUCUUUGAUAUCUUAAGAUUUGUUUAUCCUCAGCUUAUAGGAAUCAUAUCUUGGUCAACAAGUUCCAAUAUUCAAGAAGGGAGACCUCUCUUCAAUUUGCACUGACUUUUUAGAGGCCCUCCCCUCCCCCUCCCCCAGAGGAAUGAAACUACUUACAACAUUUAAUUGCUUUCAACAUAUGAAAGAAUCAAUGCAAGAUUAUUUGUCUCGUAAAAUUACCUGGUCUGCAAAGCAGUCAGACUGGCAAGCACCAUUAUGGCAGAUGUUGUGUGCAUAGAUCGCUGUGUAACUUCUCUCGUGGCCACUUUGAAUCACAGUGGUGAUCAUGUGAAUAUAUUUAACACUGUUAACUUAAUUGACAUUGCUGCUUUAUUUUAAUCAUGAACAACUACCAUGUUUCAUAAUGUUUUGUGUAAAUUUAAGAUAAUUACACUGUCUCUUUAAA
Molecule: messenger RNA, 2341 nt
Organism: Orcinus orca (killer whale)
Lineage: Eukaryota; Metazoa; Chordata; Mammalia; Artiodactyla; Delphinidae
Product: signal transducing adapter molecule 1-like
Biological process (GO): protein transport to vacuole involved in ubiquitin-dependent protein catabolic process via the multivesicular body sorting pathway
Cellular component (GO): ESCRT-0 complex
Molecular function (GO): ubiquitin binding; phosphatidylinositol binding
Source: RefSeq, a predicted model, not a curated record